Messenger RNA from Polyodon spathula (Mississippi paddlefish), 2456 nucleotides. Its product is annotated as G-protein coupled receptor 4-like. Gene Ontology annotation, cellular component: membrane. The transcript is spliced from 2 exons. Gene Ontology annotation, molecular function: G protein-coupled receptor activity. The coding region runs from base 345 to 1487 and encodes 380 amino acids. Lineage: Eukaryota; Metazoa; Chordata; Actinopteri; Acipenseriformes; Polyodontidae. Gene Ontology annotation, biological process: G protein-coupled receptor signaling pathway. The record is from RefSeq and is a predicted model, not a curated record.
CAUUUAAUUUAAUCAAAAUAGCUUUAACAAAACAGUCAUUAAAGCUGAUGAAUGAUGAUGAAAAGUUCAAACGGGAGAGAUAAAGGGGUUUGUGUCUGAUAAUUAUCUCAAUGUGAAAAUGCACCACAGCAUUCAAGAGCAGAGACAUGCCUUCACCAACAACAACUGAAGCCUGGAGAUGCUCCCAGCAAACGUUUCAAGGCAAGUUAUCCAAUCACAGGCCUUUAUUGUAUGCCGGCCCAAUAAGACUCCACAUGGUGUCUAAUUACAGUAGCCCACACACCUUGAUUCUGGAGACGAAAUAAAUAGUAGAGCAAUGCCCCAUUGCUUAGAACAGAUCUACAAUGGAACAGCAGAACGCUUACAGCGAGGCUGCUGACAUGAAUUCAGACAACUCCACCUUGCAGUGCAAUUUUGAAAACUGUUCCUACUCCAACGAAUAUGAGACCUACCUCUUUCCCGCUUUCUACGGGAUCGUGUUCUCGGUGGGGCUGGUGGGGAACCUGAUCGGCUUGGGGGUGAUCGUGCAGCUCCUGAGGAACCGCAAUGUCCUGGGAGUCUACCUGCUGAACCUCUGCAUCUCCGACCUCGUGUACAUCACCACCCUGCCCGUGUGGGCUGCCUACACCCACAACCCAGAGGGCUGGACCUUCGGAAUAACCGCUUGCAACUUCGUCGGCUUCUUCUUCAGCACCAACGUCUACACCACCAUUGUGUUCCUCAGCUGCAUCUCCAUGGACAGAUUCCUAGCUGUGGUCUACCCGUUGCGAUCUAGAGGUCUCCGGACUAUGAAAGUGGCCAUCCUGGUGUGUGUGGUGGUUUGGCUGAUCAUUUUGGGCUCCCAUUCGGUACUCUUGUUCCAUCAGGAACUCUUUGUGGAGGGCCAUGGCAUCAAGCUCUGCUACGAGAAGUAUCCCACGGAACCCUGGUUGGCCCAGCUGAACCAUUUCCGUGUCUUUGUGGUCUUCCUCAUCCCCUUGGUCCUCUUGUUGGUAUCCUACAGCAUGACCAUCAGGGUGAUCAACCAAAGUUCUUCCCUGGAGGUGAGGAGGAAACGAAAGAUCACCGGGCUCCUGCUCAGCAUGAUCACCAUCUUCGUGGUGUCCUACCUGCCCUACCACAUCAUCCUCUUGGUCCAGUCCUACCUCAGUUACUCUGAAGACUGCUCCUGCGAGGUGAAUCGCAGGAUCCGGCCAGCCUACAGGAUCAUCUUUGCUUUAACCAGCAUCUCCAGUGCCUUGGAUCCAAUUUUGAACAUUUUCGUCAGCAACAGCGUGAAGCAGGACAUCAUGAGAAAUGCCGUCGCCAUCCAGGAUUGGGCAGCCAGGUUGUUCUCUUCGGAUUGCCUGAAAGUCCCAAGGAAACCUUUCUUGAAAACCGUAAACGAGAGAGUCAGUGCGGACAACUGCCUCAGGAACCACAUCCCCACGGGUCUACAGGAGAACAGACCAAUCAGCCAAGACGCAGCUCACCUCUCUUUAAGUUAAAUUUCUUUCUUCUUGUUGGCAUCACUGGUUCUCUUUACAGUGGAUAUCUGUAGGGUUAGUAUGUUUUUGCUUUUGAGAUUUGCAGAUUUCUCAACAGAAAAAAACAAUACUGUUUCAUGGUAUCUCUCCACUUCCCGUGCUAUAGAUUAAAUGGUCUAAGUGCACCUUGACCCUUGGAGAGAAUUGACUGAAGCAAAGUGAUCAGGUAUCCAAAGACAACUGACAGCUUUUAAUGCUCAUAUUUCAAGCAUCUGCAAAGAACUGAACUCUUCAAUAGAAGAGCAAAAGUGCUUAACAAGAAGGGAUCGGGGAAGGUGUUGUGCUCAUAAGAGUUAAGGAACUGUUUCAAAGGCUUCAACUUUUCAGUUCAAAUGGCUGCAGAGACUGAGAACUACAGGAAGGGCUGGACCGACAAUGCUGGCUGGAACUAUUACACUGAAACUGUCGAGCCAAAAUAGGCCGACACCUGAACCUUGCAUUGCUCAUCUCAGCUUGUUUGUAUCCAGAUAUGUUGAAUUCAGACAGUCUUACCUUUUUUUUUUUUUUUUUUUUUUUUAAUAGAGCGUUUAAGUGUUAUGGUGAUUUGCAACACUAUUGCUUAAACAAGUCAUGGGGCAUUUUGUCAUUUGGCUGUCAAGUUUACAAAGCGCACAUCACUGAAUUUCCAAAGCGAACCGAUUGAACUUCAUUUGUGUUGCUUGCAGCAGUAACCCAAUGGGAAAAUCACUUGCAGCAAUGGCAUUGGAGGCAAAAUCAAGAAAGAAAACAGAUGUUGCAGAAAGGGCUUGCUUUUUACCCCCGUGCGAUGUUUCAUGUUAUGAAAUUCCACAAAGUUUACAAAGUCUCUCAUGUUAAUUUCUCAGUUUCCCAUCAUGCUGUUCCCCAGGUUGUACCCUGUAUCCACCCUUUAAAUAUUUACAAAAAAACACAAGUUCUCUGGCUUUUCUGUUCCGUACCACAUCAUGGAUC